AUGGACAAUAAUGGCGGUUUGGAGCAGGUUCUGCAAGACGGAAAUAUCUUCAGGCAGCUCAAUGCCCUCAUCGUCGCUCAUCUACCCACCAUGACACCAUUGAAUGUUGAAGCUCCUCCGAAUCGUCUUCUGGAGCUUGUUGCAAAGGGUCUUGCAGCGGAGAACAACGGAACAUUGAGAGGUGUUUCUUCAUCAGUCUUGUUACCCACUUCUUAUGGAUCAAUCGCUACUUCUCGAACACCUUCUAUUGACUUUAGUGUUACUCAUUUGAAGGGAGCAUCAAAGACUCUCCCAAAGCAUGAAUCGAAGCAGCUAUCGGAGCACAAGAGCGUUGUUAGGUGUGCAAGAUUUAGUCCCGAUGGAAUGUUUUUCGCAACUGGCGGUGCAGACACGUCAAUUAAGCUCUUUGAGGUGCCAAAAGUAAAGCAGAUGCUUUCAGGAGAUAGUCAAGCUCGACCAUUAAUACGGACUUUUUAUGAUCAUGCUGAACCAAUAAACGAUAUGGAUUUCCACCCUCGGAGCACAAUCCUAAUAUCUAGCGCCAAAGAUUGCUGUAUAAAGUUCUUCGACUUCUCUAAAACCACAGCUAAACGAGCAUUCAAAGUUUUUCAGGAUACUCAUAACGUGCGCUCUGUAUCUUUUCAUCCUUCAGGAGAGUUUCUUCUUGCAGGAACUGAUCAUCCGAUUCCACAUCUGUACGAUGUAAGUACAUAUCAGUGCUUUCUCCCUUCAAAUUUCCCUGACAAUGGAGUAAAUGGAGCCAUUAAUCAGGUGCGGUAUUCUUCUACGGGAUCUGUGUACGUUACAGCCUCAAAGGAUGGAGCUAUUCGACUCUUUGAUGGGGUUAGCGCAAAGUGUGUACGCUCCAUUAGCGGUGCACACGGAAAAUCAGAGGUCACAAGUGCAGUGUUUACUAGAGAUCAAAGGUUUGUUCUCUCGUCCGGUAAGGAUUCUACAGUUAAGUUAUGGGAAGUAGCUUCGGGUCGAAUGGUAAAGGAAUACCUCGGGGCAAAGCGGGUAAAACUGCGGUCUCAGGCAAUCUUUAAUGACACUGAAGAGUUUGUAAUCUCCAUUGAUGAAGCAAACAACGAGGUCGUUACAUGGGAUGCGAGAACCGCAGAGAAGGUGGCAAAGUGGCCUUCGAGCCAUAGUGGUGCAACCCGCUGGAUCGAGCACUCCCCGGUUGAAUCAGUCUUUGUUACUUGUGGAACAGACAGAUCAGUUCGGUUCUGGAAGGAAUCCGUUUAG
Arabis nemorensis is the source of this 1248-nucleotide messenger RNA. Lineage: Eukaryota; Viridiplantae; Streptophyta; Magnoliopsida; Brassicales; Brassicaceae. The record is from the annotation of a GenBank genome assembly.